CCAAUAUUUAUUUAAUCUUCUUGCAAUAAGAAUUCAUCUUUUCAAUUUUUUAAAAAUGGCCACGAUCGACCCUAAUCAAACCCUGUACAUUACCAAUAUUAACGGUCGUAUUACUGUUGAAGAACUUAAAUCAUCCUUGUAUGGUUUGUUCUCGACCUAUGGACCUAUUUUGGAUAUCACAGCUAAAAAGACUCAAAAGAUGCGCGAACAAGCUUUUAUUGUGUACAAUAACGUUGCUUCUGCAACAACCGCAAAAAGAAGCUUAAAUGGCUUCACAUUUUUUGAUAGACCUAUUAAAAUCGAAUAUGCAAAGACUAAAUCAGAUACUAUUGCCAAGUUAGACGGUACCUUUAGACUGAGGACACAUGAUGCCAAUGAGACUGUUUUGGGAAAGAGAAGUUCAGAGGAAGAGGGAAGCUCUGCUAAAGUGGCAAGAACCGAGGAAAGUGAUGAUGAUAGCGAUGAUCACGCAUAGCUAUAAUAUACACACAAUCAGCAAAAUAAAAUAAAGACAGAGGCAGUGUCCAUAUAAUAAACGACAUUUUCCCUAUAUUAUUUAUUUUUCAGGGGAGUAUCGAAACAACUAUUUUGACAGAAAACCCAUCAUCUGACCUUCACAAAAAAAUUGCAAAAAUAACCC
Messenger RNA from Mucor mucedo, 640 nucleotides. RefSeq lists its product as uncharacterized. The transcript has 3 exons. Gene Ontology annotation, molecular function: pre-mRNA intronic binding; U12 snRNA binding. Gene Ontology annotation, biological process: mRNA splicing, via spliceosome. The record is from RefSeq and is a predicted model, not a curated record. Gene Ontology annotation, cellular component: U12-type spliceosomal complex. Bases 56 to 475 code for a protein of 139 amino acids. NCBI's taxonomy places the organism in Eukaryota, Fungi, Mucoromycota, Mucoromycetes, Mucorales, Mucoraceae.